Pogoniulus pusillus (Red-fronted tinkerbird) is the source of this 5334-nucleotide messenger RNA. It is a transcript of the gene TERT, whose product is annotated as telomerase reverse transcriptase. Gene Ontology annotation, biological process: telomere maintenance via telomerase. Bases 168 to 4130 code for a protein of 1320 amino acids. The transcript has 16 exons. Gene Ontology annotation, molecular function: telomeric repeat DNA binding; telomerase RNA binding. The record is from RefSeq and is a predicted model, not a curated record. Gene Ontology annotation, cellular component: telomerase catalytic core complex. Lineage: Eukaryota; Metazoa; Chordata; Aves; Piciformes; Lybiidae.
UCUUAUUUAAAGCGGAAAAAAAAACCAGAAGAAAGAAAGAAAAAAGCAAGCAAACAAUCCCACACUGUUUUGAAAUUCGUCAGUUUCCUCUCGCUCGGCGGCUGCAGCAGGGGAGCGGAGUGGUGCGAAACGGAGGGGAGCGGCGCGGCGUGCUCCGUCUCCACAACAUGGCGGGCGCGGAGCCCUUUGCCGCGGUGUUGGGUGCCCUGCGCGGCUGCUACUCUGAGGUUACCCCGCUGGAGACCUUCAUCCGGCAGCUGCGGGAAAGCAGUGCUGGGGAGGCCGAGUUACUGCGGGGCGACGACGCCUCGUGCUACCGGACGUUCGUCGGCCAGUGUGUGGUAUGCGUCCCCUGCGGGGCCCGCGCCAUCCCCCGGCCCUUCACCUUCCAGCAGUUAUCUGGUCAGAAUGAAGUCAUUGCAAGAGUUAUUCAGAGACUGUGUGAAAAGAGAAAGAAGAAUAUCCUCGCAUAUGGAUACUCCUUACUGGAUGAGAACAGUUCUUAUUUCCCAAUCAUGCCAUGUUCACGUGUAUACAGCUACCUACCCAAUACUGUAACAGAAACUAUGCGUAUCAGUGGCCUCUGGGAAACACUGCUGAGCAGGAUAGGGGAUGAUGUGACAAUGUAUUUGUUAGAACAUUGUGCAAUCUUUAUGCUGGUUCCCCCUAGUAGUUGUUACCAGGUUUGUGGGCAGCCAGUUUAUGAACUUAUUACGCAUAAUGCAGACUCAUCCCCAGUAUUUGUUAAACAAAGGUUUUCAAAGCGUAAGCGUAGUAGUUUGCUUGACUAUAUGCAAAAAAGACUUAUGUUUCAUAGACAAUAUCUUUCAAAGUCACGUGGGUGGAAAUGCAGACAAAGACUUGAAGCUAAUGUCUCCAGUGUCAGAAAUACAAAAAAUGACAAGAUGCAAAGCUUAAUGUCCAGUUACCACUACUCUGCAAAAGAUGUUUCUAAAGCAGAUGAACAGAUCAGAAUGAUUACCGAGCAUCUGGAAAAACAGAGUAGCUCCAGUUUACGUUUGUCAGCUACAGCACAAUCUUUAAAAAGGAAGUGUGAUAGGGAGCAACUUGAAAUUCCAGCUAAAAGAGCAAAAGUAGAGGAGAAAGCAAGAGACAGAAAUGUUAAUAGUGUCACUGCUGAUGUAAAGCAAAGUAGUUGCAAGAGCUGUGAAGCUGGUUGUGUAGCAUCACAUUCUGUAUGCCUCAUUAAAAAAGAGCACAUUUCUCAAAGAAGUAAAAGUGAUAUGUUUGGUCCUUCCUUAGUUCACGCAUCUCAUGAUGGGAAGAAGAGUGUGGCAGGUGAAAGCUCUCUUCUGCAGGGAGUUCAGAGUAACAAGUGUUCCAAGUCCCUCACCGAAAAGCAAGCAGAAUCUCGUAGGAAAAGAGUAGAGAUGAAUAUGUAUGAAUCAAAGUUGGAUUCUGUACAAAGCAAACCUUUGGAAGGUAUUUCUUCAAAAUACAGAAGGUGGGAAAGUCCCGCAGCUCACUUGGCCAAGAAGUCACCAAAUAGGCUCUCAUGGUCUACAGUAUACAUUGACAGGAAGUUGCUUCUGUAUUCUCGUAGGGGUUUCAAAGAAUGUUUUCCUGAAUCUUUUUUAUUGAAUCGCUUGCAGGGCUGUGAGGCAGGUGGAAGACUGCUUGUAGAAGCUAUAUUCUUAAGCCAAAAUGUGUUGGAGCAAAAGCACCACCAAAGUCUGCCACGUCACAAGUGGAGAAGGAAGAGGUUGCCCAAACGCUACUGGCAAAUGAGAUGCAUAUUUCAGGCACUGUUAAGGAAGCAUGGAAAGUGUCCUUACUUAAGUCUCUUAAAAAACACUUGCCCUGUUCGGAUAUUUGAAACCAAUGCAAAAAAACCAGAGCUACCUUGUCAGGCAGGCUUGCCUGGGGAGGUAGAGGUUCACAACAAAGCAGAACAGUUUGGAAAGGAGCCUGUUACAUGUAUGACAAGCAGCAGUAACACUGAUGUGCCAGAUAACUUAAAUGCUUCUCUCUCAAAAUCUCUGCAUAAGGAGUUGCAGAACGAGGAGCAAAACCCACGAGAGGCAAGUGAUUCAGACCUCAGGCACCUCAUCAAACAGUGCAGCCGGCACUGGCAGGUGUACAUGUUUGUGAGACAGUGUCUGGAGAAGGUCAUCCCUGCUGAGCUUUGGGGUUCAAAUCAUAACAAGUGCCGGUUCUUUAAAAAUGUGAAAGUGUUCAUUUCCAUGGGGAUGUUUGCUAAGCUUUCGUUGCAAGAGUUGAUGUGGAAGAUGAGAGUGAAUGACUGCUUGUGGCUUCGUCUAGGCAAAGGUGAUCACUUUGUUCCGGCCUCAGAACAUUGUCUCCGUGAAGAGAUUUUGGCUAAAUUCCUGUACUGGGUGAUGGGUACCUAUGUCGUUGAGUUGCUCAGAUCAUUUUUCUAUAUCACCGAGACCAUGUCCAAGAAGAACAACCUUUCCUACUACCGAAAGCUUGUCUGGGGCAAGUUACAGAACAUCGGAAUUAGAAACCAUUUUGCCAAGGUAAAGCUACGUGCUUUGUCUUCGGAGGAGAUUGAAGCUAUCCGUCAGAAGAAGACCAGUCUUGUGGCAUCGAGGCUCCGGUUCAUCCCCAAAACACAUGGGUUAAGACCCAUUGUAAAAGUGACCAGUGUUGUUGAAGCGCAAGCACUCAGCAAGGAGAGCAGAGAAAAGAAGAUUCAUCACUACAAUACUCAACUGAAAAAUCUGUUUAGUGUGUUGAAUUAUGAACGGACUAUAAACACCAGCAUUAUUGGCUCUUCGGCGUUUGGGAAGGAUGAUAUCUACAGGUCAUGGAAGAAGUUUGUUACAAAGGUUCGUGAGUCAGGUGGUGAAAUCCCUCAUUUCUACUAUGUAAAGACUGAUGUGUCGAGGGCUUUUGAUACCAUUCCUCACAAAAAACUUGUGGAAGUGAUUUCACAGAUCUUAAAACCCGAGAAACAAACCGUCUACUGCAUACGGCGCUACGCAGUGAUUAUGAUAACCACAAGUGGAAAAGCCAGGAAGCUCUAUAGGAGACAUGUUUCUACUUUUGAGGAUUUUUUGCCAGACAUGGAGCAGUUUUUGUCCCAUCUUCAGGAGAAUACCUCAUUGCAAAAUGCAAUAGUGGUUGAACAGAGCCUAACUUUUAAUGAAACAAGUUCCACUCUGUUUGCCUUUUUUCUUCACAUGCUACAUAACAGUAUUCUGGAGAUUAAGAAAAGGUACUACGUACAGUGCUGUGGAAUUCCACAGGGAUCCAUUUUGUCAACCUUGCUUUGCAACUUAUGCUAUGGAGACAUGGAAAACAAAUUGCUCUGUGGAGUGCAGCAGGAUGGAGUCCUCAUACGUCUCAUUGAUGACUUCUUGUUGGUUACACCACAUUUAACACAGGCAAGAACUUUCCUAAGGACUCUGGCAAUGGGUAUUGCUGAUUAUGGCUUUUCAAUAAACCCCCAAAAGACAGUUGUGAAUUUUCCUGUUGAUGAUAUCCAAGGAUGUUCCAAAUUUAAACAGGUGCCAGAUGAUCAUUGCAUCUUAUGGUGCGGGUUAUCGUUGGAUAUACGGACACUUGAGGUCUCCUGUGAUUACUCCAGUUAUAGCCGUACUUCUAUCAGAGCAAGUCUUUCCUUCAAUGCAAGCACAACAGCUGGGAAAAACAUGAAAUACAAAUUGAUUACAGUCCUCAAACUGAAAUGCCAUGGCUUACUUCUUGAUUUACAGAUCAACAGCCUUCAAACAGUUCUUCUCAAUGUUUACAAGAUUUUUUUACUUCAGGCUUACAGGUUCCACGCCUGUGUCCUCCAACUUCCAUUCAACCAGAAAGUUAGAAACAAUCCUGACUUCUUUCUAAGGAUCAUCUCUGAGAAUGCGUCAUGCUGCUAUUCUGCCCUGAAAGCAAAAAAUGCAGGUGUUGCUUUAAGUAACAGAGAUGUCUCUGAUAUGUUCCCUUCUGAGGCAGCAGAAUGGCUCUGCUACCAUGCCUUCACCGUCAAACUGUCAAACCACACGAUUAUUUACAAAUGCCUGCUAAAGCCCCUGAAAAUUUGUAAAAGGCAGCUUUUAAGGAGGAUCCCAAAGGAUACUGUGGCACUACUGAAGACAGUGACAGAACCAUCUCUUUGUAAAGAUUUCACUAGUAUCAUGGACUGAUUGAAGUUUAUUUCAUUUAAAAUUUUGCUAUAUGCUUAGAUGCUUUUCUCUGUAAUUUAUUUUGGUAGAGUGGACCAAAACCAGUUUCAGUCAGGAAGUUUCUCAUGUUUGUUUCCCAGAUAUGACACAAGGACUUAAAGAACAGACAGCUUUGUUAAUGCACUCUUGUUUGUGUUUGUAAAUUCACAGGACAUUUGAAAUAACUGACUUGAUUUUGUUAAAUAAUUCCUGGCUUCUUGAUGAAGGCAUUCAACUAUGUGCUGUAUGAACAGAUGUACAUUUUUUGUUUCAGUGUGUUGUUUCUGAAGAAUUGGUCUUUGCUUCUCUGUGUGCCAGACCAUUUUGUAAUAAUAAAUUGUUUGAAUUGCAGUACUUGUCUUCAAUACCUUUGUUUUAUAGUAAUGUUGUCCCAUUCUGAAAGACAGUUACCUGCACAGGGUAAGUGCAUUUCAUGGCACUGCCUAGCAGGAUGGAUAGAUUAGAAAUUCUGUGCUUCAGAGAACACAACUAAUACAUGCCAAAAUUUCAGCAUUAAAGCUGUUUAUGUUUAGUGUGCAUUUUAUAUAUUUUGAAUACUAGUUGAUACCGUGAUAUGCAGAACAAUGGUGCUGCAUUUAUACCUACAAAACAAAGGUUCUUGAUUAAAUAAGAUACUGAGUAGGCUACUCCUCUGUUUGUUUUUUCUGUUCUUUAUUUAGGAUUAUCUUUGGCUCUGUCAUGUUACCAAAAUACUGCAUAGCCCUUGGUGUUAGCAUGUUGUACACAGCUGAAUUUUACCCUGUGACUGCUCUGAUAAGUAUGAGGUCUUUUUUCUCUUCCAAUCUUGUAUGUUGGAUUUGUAUUGCUUUAAUGCUUGUUGUUGUUUUGGCUUGUUGUUGUUAUUGUUGUGGUUUAUGUUUUGUUUUGUUUUACUAGAAUUUUUCUGUCUCUGUUGUAGACUGAGUAGCAGCUGCUAGGAAGUUUUCUCAAGGCAAAUGGAAGAUACCUUGUGGGAGUGAAACAUAGUGCAGGUAGUGUUACUCAGCAGAUGUUUCCAAAGGACUGACAGACACCACCAAACAAUUUCUAGACAUUGAUUUGCAGUAUUGCAUCUGUCCAGUAAUACCAUAACUCAGUUCCAAAUGUACAGUUGGUCAUACACUUGUUUACUUUUUCCUUUCUGUGAAGGAGUACUGUUAAAAUAAAAAACACAAAACCCCAACAA